Molecule: messenger RNA, 1581 nt
Organism: Acanthamoeba castellanii str. Neff
Lineage: Eukaryota; Discosea; Longamoebia; Acanthamoebidae
Product: Fbox domain containing protein
Exons: 9
Coding region: 1-1581 (526 amino acids)
Biological process (GO): negative regulation of transcription by RNA polymerase II
Cellular component (GO): transcription repressor complex; nucleus
Molecular function (GO): protein binding
Source: RefSeq, a predicted model, not a curated record
AUGCCAAGGAGACGCAGAGGGGGUGCUACGAAGCGAGCCCGGCCAGCGGAGGCACAGCAGCAGGUGGUGCUGGCGGCGGAAGCUGAGCCAAGGGAGGAGCAAGCUGCACAGGAGGAGGAAGACGAAGAGUGGGGCUGGUGCGACGAAGGCGGAGCGGGAGAGCUACCGUGGGAGGUUUGGGUCAACGUGCUCCAGUUCGUGUCGUGCGGUGACGUCGCCCGGUUCGGGCUCGCCUGCCGCCUCUUCAGCGCCAUCGCCGACAUUGGCAUGGUGUGGCGCACACAGGCCCGGCGGGACUGCUGGCGCGCGAUGGAGCGCUGGGGCGAGGGUGUGGUGGACCCGGCGCAGGUCGGGUGGCGGACCGCCUACCAGGCCUACGACCGCCUCCACUGGGCUCGCCUCCUCGCGGCCCAGUCCAAGAGCCUGUACCGCCCAACAACACCUCCGUGUGAUGUGGUGGCAGUUGGAGUCUUCGGCAGGAACGCGACCAACGAUUGCGUGGCCAUCUGGCGCAAAGGCCCGCCCACGCCGUCGGCGCCGAAAUGGGUGACCCGGUGGGAUUUGAACGACGGCCGGGAGGGAUGGCACCUGUGGCGCGGCGUCAAGGGCCACGCCAGCACCGUGAGCUGCGCACAAUUCGUCGACGGCACCGAUCGCCUCAUCACCGGGUCGUGGGACAAAACGAUCAAGGUGUGGCAGAACGUGUGCGACGAAGGCAAACAGGCGUCUUGCUCGACCACGCUCAGCGGGCACAAGUUCGAGGUCACCUGCCUCCGGCGGCACAAAUCGCUCCUGGUGAGUGGAUCGCAGGACAAAACGGUGGCCCUGUGGGACCUCGAGGCCGGCAAGCAGGUGCAGUCAUUCGUCGGCCACACGCACUUCGUCGAGGAGGGCGUGCGGCUGAUGAGCGCGUCGAUGGACACAUCCGUCCGCGUGUGGGACCCUCGCGCCGGACCGGCCGAGAUCGCGCGCUACGUCAUGAGCGCGCCCGUGCGCUCCCUGGCGCUGAACCACGAGGGCGACUGCCUUUACUUCUGCCCCAACCCGCACGACCACGACUGGAUCGAACUGAGAGCUGCCGAUCGGAAGGUCGCCAGGGCGAGGGCAUCGUUCUGGAGCCCGCCCGUGCGCUACGCGUCCAAGGUGGCCCUGUCGCCCUUCCGCCUGGAGGCCAACACCGACUUCGCGGUGUUUGGUGGCUCGCUUGUAUCGUUGCCGCCCGCGGGGGAGAGUGUUGGCACUGCAUCGCUCAUGUGCUACGACCCAAAACGCAGCGACGUCUUUGCUUUCGGCGGCCGGAAGGGGGUGUGCUGGACCAACUCCCAGGUCAUCGUUACAGCUGAUACGACGCGAAUCUGGAUGGCCGACAUGGGCGGCGGGAGAGGCUUCGCGACUGACCCUGACGCCGACGAGAACGUGCAGGCUCGCCGACGAUUGCAGCCCGAGAACGGUGCGGGCAAGGCGGCCGCCACGCACCUAUCCGCCUCGACGCCCACCAGCGAAGAGGUGGCCAGAGACGUGGCCCGCAUCCAGCGACAGAUCGCGGAGAUCCGCAGGGGCAAUCUCACCAGACGUCGAUGA